CGCCGCCGCGCCUACGCGCUCAGGACGCGACUGCCACCACCCAGACCGAUUCUCAUCUCCAACCCCACCAUGUCCUCCAAAGACGCCCAUCUCUACGGCGUGCGGCCCAAGGGACGCGCAAAGGCGAAAGAAAUCUCCAGCUCGAGCAGUCUCGCCUUCUCCUCGACCCUCUCCAACCUCAUCAAGAACUCUUCCACGGAACCGAACAAGCCGACCGCGGGCCGCGCACGACCACAGAAGGAAGACAUCUUCAAGACACACAACAAGAAUGUCAAGAAGCGCGCAUUGAAGGACCUGGAAGACACCGACUUUACACAGAAGCACCGCGGGCGCACAACCGAGGAAAAGGGCGAAGAUGAAGUCGCAUGGAAGCGCACAAAGCGGCGCAUGGAAGAAAAGGCACGCCUCUACGAUGCCCUGAAGCGCGGCGAUGUAGAAGAUCUGGACGACAAAUACGGCGUAGACUUUGACCGCAAAUGGGCUGAGCAACAAGAAAAGGGCGGGGCAGAACAGGUCAGCUCAUCCGAGUCGGAAGAGGAGGAGGAGGAGGAACUCGUAGAAUACACGGAUGAGUUUGGGCGAACACGAAAGGGCACACGCGCAGAAGCUGCCCGCGAAGAGCGUCGAAAGCGCACCCUUGCCGCUGACGAACCCGACCGCUUCACCGCGCGACCCAGCAUGCCCACCGACAUAAUCUUCGGCGACACUGUACAAACACACGCCUUCAACCCCGAUGAGACCAUCGCCCAGCAAAUGGCUGAACUAGCCGCCAAGCGCGACAAAGAACUCACGCCACCACCCGAGGUACACUUUGACGGCAGAGCCGAGGUCAGGCAGCGUGGCAUGGGCUUCUUCAACUUCUCCAAGGACGAGGAGGAACGACAGGAACAGAUGAGGCGGAUUGAGAAGGACAGGGAAGAUACUGAGCGCGUGAGGCAGGAGCGCAAAGAGGCCGUGGAGAAGAGAAAGGCCAUGGUCAGAGAAAAGAAGAGGGCUAUACAGGAGAAGAGAAGUAAAGGGCAGGCGGAGAAGUUCUUGGAAGAGCUGGGCCAGGAGCUGUUCAAGGAGGGAGAGAAUGAAGCGGAGGAUAAAUCGACCGUCGCAGAUGAGGGCAAAGACGCUGUGUGAGCCGGAGUCUUGCCAUUUCACAUUCUACUAUGAUACCCCAAUACGAAGCAUAUCGUUCUAUUCAUAUUAAUGUUUGCGGUCCAAGAGCUUUCCUGAAUAAACAGUAUUGAGUUUCGAGAAGUGAAUAGAAUGCCUCUACUAGGAUAUUUCUGAACAACCUUCUGUAUUAACAGAGUGCGAGCCCGAAACUAUUACACUGUCUUUUAAGUGAUAAUGUAAUCAGCCUAGGAAUUUAUAGACUCAAG
Molecule: messenger RNA, 1373 nt
Organism: Alternaria rosae
Lineage: Eukaryota; Fungi; Ascomycota; Dothideomycetes; Pleosporales; Pleosporaceae
Exons: 1
Coding region: 70-1128 (352 amino acids)
Cellular component (GO): nucleus
Source: RefSeq, a predicted model, not a curated record